CUGUCUCCGGUACGAGUCUCUCCGUUGAUAGACGCCGUAGGGGAAGUAUCGUCCCGAGGAGUAGCGUCGCGGUGCCUCGACUGCGUGGAAAGAGUGUAGCCGGCGUUGCUCGAAGGUCAUUAUCGAACCAAAGCGGCACGCCGAAGAUGUCGGAGGGGAACGUGAAACCAGAGCCGCAGGCCAACACCCCGGCGAAGGCGGCUAACGAAAAUGCCCAGGAACGUGCACCUGGAGGAGGCGGCGGUGGCGGAGGUGGAGGCGGCGGCGGCGGCGGCGGAGGAAAUGUCGGCGGAGGACCCGGAGGUGGCGGCGGCGGCGGUGGCCGCGGAGGCGGAGGUCGUGGCCGAAAAGGAGGUUCGCGAUUUUCCGGAGGCCGAGGAGGCGGCCCCGGAGGCGGUGGAAGACCCAACGAAGCCAUGAUGAAAAUGAAUGACACGAUGGAGGGGAAUAUGGAUAGUUUAUUGUCCGAGGGUAUGGGUAUGACUGGAGGUAUGAUGGGCAUGGGUCGUGGAUCCAUGCGUGGCGGUAGAGGUGGCCGAGGCGGAGACAGAGGAGGCAUGACAAAUCGUUCACAAGAUGAACGAUUAAUGGAGAGGAUAAUGUCCAUCAGUGGACCUACACAUGAACUACCACCGCAAGAUACCACAGAAAAGAAAUUUAGUGGCCGUAAUCGGUUGUAUGUUGGAAAUCUGACAAAUGAUGUUACAGAACAAGAAAUUCAGCAAAUGUUUGCGCCAUAUGGAGAGGUUUCUGAAAUGUUUGUCAACAAAGAAAAGAAUUUUGCAUUCCUUCGCAUGGAUUAUCGAGUAAAUGCUGAGAAAGCAAAACAUGAACUAGAUGGUACGAUGCGUAAAGGACGUGCUAUCAAAGUUCGAUUUGCACCUCACUCAUCAACCAUUAAAGUGAAAAAUCUUACGCCAUGGAUUUCCAAUGAACUACUAGAACGAGCUUUCAGUGUAUUUGGAGAAAUUGAACGAGCUAUUGUUAUUGUGGAUGAACGUGGAAAAACUUCGGGUGAAGGAAUAGUCGAGUUUUGUAGAAAACCUUGUGCUCAGCUGGCUUUGAGGAAGUGCACGGAUGGCUGUUAUUUUCUCACAGCUUCUCUACGUCCAGUCGUCGUGGAGCCAUUCGAACAGCAAGAUGAUGUGGAUGGAUACCCAGAAAAGAAUUUACCCCGUAAAAAUCCAGAAUUUUUCAAAUCUCGUGAUGUUGGUCCUCGAUUUGCCCAAAUUGGUAGUUUUGAGCAUGAAUACGGAACCAGAUGGAAACAGCUUCAUGAAUUAUAUAAACAAAAAGAGGAAGCUUUAAAAAGAGAAAUGGCAAUGGAAGAAGAAAAGCUUGAGGCACAGAUGGAAUUUGCGAGAUAUGAGCAUGAGACUGAACUUCUUCGAGAACAAUUAAGAAUACGCGAAGCCGAUCGUGAGAGGCAGAAGAGAGAAUGGGAACUCAAGGAGCGACAAGCUGAAGAGCAGCGAACUCGUGAAGAAGAAUUACGGAGAAGACAGCAAGAAGAGAUGGCUAUUCGAAUUAGAAGGCAGGAAGAAGAACUACAUAGACGCCAACAGGAAAAUAAUAUGUUUAUGCAGGAGCAAGCAAUGCGAGGAGGUAGUGGUAGUGGAAAGAAUUACGAUUCCGUCAGUAAUAGUGAUCGAGAUGGAUAUGGUCAAGCUGAUGGUGCGAGCAACUUACCGGUGGAUCCCAAGUCCUUCCUGGAUGCGUACAAUAGCAUGGAUCGAGGCACUCGCGGGGUUUACAAUGACGACCGCGGUCAGAUCAUGGACCUGAUGGACAUGAGGGUUGAAAUGGGCGGUAUGGGCAACAUGGGUGGUAGCAACCGUGGAAGCAAUAGCGGUGGUGGUCGCUGGCAGGGCGGCAACGACCGCAAUCGCCAGGACGAGUAUCCUAAUAAGAGGAGGCGCUAUUAAGGGAGUCCUGUUGGGGGAUUCGGAGAUGUCGCGUCAGGAGUGCGUCGCUCGAAAACUCGAAGGAAUCGUCCAUGUCGAUCGCAUUGCAUAUCGGGAUGCCCGACAACGAUUAAACCACGGUCUCUCUGUGAUCAGCCAUUAAAUCCGUUCGCCCAGGGAACCAUUCGGAGGAGUCCAAGUCUGUCUUCUCUUCUUGAUUAAACUCGGGAAAUCCCCGGAGGUGUCAAGAGUGUCUAGGGAUUUUUUAAAGUCGCCGUCCCAAGUGCUCUUCCACGUGUCGAGGAAAUUCUAGGUCGCCCCUGUUGGCGGAAGUCCUCAGGCUGGCGUCUCUGAGAUCGUUCUUGAAACUCGGUUGCGAUGCCGUGAUAGCAAAAAUGAAUUUUCAGACGAGAUUACGAUGACAAUGACAAAAAUGACGACGCUUAUCUUGGCAGAUGUCGGCUUGGGGGUCGAGGAUUUCCAUGAUGUGUGGAGUCGUUUCGGACGAUUUUUGGAGUUUGAAAGGAGAAAAGGCGAACUUUAACUUCGAGGUGGACGGUCGUGUUUAAUGGCUCGUUAUUGGGACUGGGAUGUGCGAUUGGGUUAUUGUUGUCGGACGUAACGAUGUAGGGUAAUCGACGUGGAAUAUUCAUUUCAAAUGUUCUAGCAACGCGGUGUUUCGGAAACAAGCAGAUUAGACCUUCUAAUCGAAGUUGGUUUCGCACGGCAAUGUUGACACAGGUCAUAUUCCGAAUCGAGCACGGCUCGAUUUGUACCUUCGAUUAGACAACACGCUGCUUCGCUUAUUGCGAUUAUAUUACCAGUUAUCAUCAUCCUGCUACCAUCGCUUUAUACAUUGCGUAAGGUUAAGACUAUCGUUAACUGUAAGGACACGCGGGUGGUUCGUGACAGAAGUGUGAACGUUUGCCCUCCGGAACGAUUCUAAUUCGUGCAGAAAGUUGAGAAGGAAGGAUUAUCGAUCUAAUAGUAUUACGAGUCUAGGUACGUCUCUUGUCGGUAUUAUACUUGUACGUUCAUAUGUGUCGCGAAACAUCGACGGUGAUGUCGCUGAUGACAAGAACUGUACGUUCUCAUUGUCCCAAGCUUUAUGGAGUAAUUAAACAUUUAUCAUUAGAAUAAGAUCACUACGAUUAAAGGGCCAGCCACGCAUACGGGCUACCUGAACCUGUGUGAAGUAUCUUAUUCGUCGGAGACAAACUUUACCAAUAAAGUUUAAACGAUCUUUAAAGGAUAUUGUUGGACUGGAUUUGUCACCGAUCAGAGAUUGUCGGACGCAGUCUAACUGAGAUUGGUUUUUUCGUAUCGCGUAUAUUUCUGGAUUUUAACAGUGUAAUUUUUCUAUUAAUUAUACGAUAAAUUCUAUUUACAAGGUGAUGUUCGUGAUCGUUAUAAUGGACUCGAGACUUCGGAAUGUAGGCACCUCGGACGGUCUCUCUUCGGUACAAUUAUUCAUUUUUGUUUUCAUGCAAAGAAAUUUAACAAAGGAAAACAAACCAGUACCCCUGGUGUAUGAUGCCUAACAAGGUUUCAAUUGGACUCGUGAUCAAGGUAGAAUAUUAUGUCAUUUUAUUUAUAUAUAUUUUUUUUAUUUAGAAACGAAGGUAUAAACGCAAAGUACUCGUCUGAUUACUGCGAAUUUGUACGGUUGACGACUAAUUAGGUGACACUUUUAUAAGCCGUGACAUCAAAACUAACUUUCGUUCGGAUGUAAACAUUCUUUUGCGUUAUCAUUUUCGGACCUAAUUUGACAUUUAUAGCAAACGAGAAUAAAGGAGGUAGAGGUGAA
Orussus abietinus is the source of this 3711-nucleotide messenger RNA. RefSeq names its product hrp65 protein. The record is from RefSeq and is a predicted model, not a curated record. Gene Ontology annotation, biological process: regulation of DNA-templated transcription. Gene Ontology annotation, cellular component: nucleus. Lineage: Eukaryota; Metazoa; Arthropoda; Insecta; Hymenoptera; Orussidae. Gene Ontology annotation, molecular function: RNA binding. Bases 147 to 1925 code for a protein of 592 amino acids. The transcript is spliced from 9 exons.